Molecule: messenger RNA, 1623 nt
Organism: Striga asiatica
Lineage: Eukaryota; Viridiplantae; Streptophyta; Magnoliopsida; Lamiales; Orobanchaceae
Source: the annotation of a GenBank genome assembly
GAGAGAAAUGUGAAAGAAAGAAGAAUGACCGUUUGGUAUGGCGCCAUCUUAUCAUCUACCUUAUAUUAUCCGUAUUAAAAGAUAAACAAUCUCUCUCUCUCUCUCUCUGCUAUUUCAUGGAGUCUUUUUCCAGCUGCCUCUCAGUUUCUCCACCAUCACUAAAUCCUCCAAAUAUCCCCAAAUCACAUCUUCUCCUCCCAAAUUACAACCCAAAAAUCAUCUCUUUCCGUGGUUCCUCCCCCACCAAUGAAACCCAAACCCUAACUCACAAAUCCAUCAAUAUUUCCAACACCACCAUUUGCCCCAAUUAUUUCCAAAAUAAUCUCUCUUUUCUCAAACCCCACCAACUGUUUCUCAAGCCUCAAUUCUCAUUUCCCCUUUUCGGACUUUUUUCCCCAUUUUCUUGCCUCGCUUCUGAAUCCGCUGUUCUUCCCGAUGAAGGAGUCUCCAACAAAAUUAACCUGGAGUCCGUUGUGGUUGCCGUUGAUAACUUUUUCAAUCGAUACCCCUUUUUCGUGGCCACGGUGACGUUCGUGUGGCUGGUUGUGAUCCCUCUGACGGAGGAGUAUCUGCAGAAGUACAAGUUCAUCUCCGCCAUUAAUGCGUUUAAAAAGCUGCAGGAGGACCCGUCUUGUCAGUUGCUGGAUAUAAGGGACGUUAAGAGCCUCGCAGUUUUGGGCUCGCCCAAUUUGAAAAUCCUGCGCAAGAGUGUGGCCCAGGUCCAGUUUCGGGAGGGUGAUGAAGAUGGCUUUGUGAAGAGGGUAUUGAAGAUUUUUGAGGAGCCAUCUGAUACUACUGUUUGUAUCUUGGACAAUUUUGAUGGUAACUCUUUCAAAGCGGCCGAGCUAUUGGUGAAAAAUGGCUUUAAAGAGGCUUAUGCAAUUCGGGGAGGGAUCCGAGGACGAAAAGGAUGGCAGGAUAUACAAGAGACCCUCCUACCUCCAUCUGUACAUAUCUACCCGACAAAGAGGUCUAAGAAGCAAAAGAAACUGGAUACAAAUGGAGGGAUAACUCAACAGGAUGGAAAUAAUGAUGCAUUUUCCGUAAAUAAAGUUCCCAAUGCUGAAAACACUGUUAAUGAAAUUGAAAGUGAAGAUAUUAGUUUGAGUAGUCCUGUCCAAUCUAAUCUAGGACAAAGGCCACUGUCACCAUACCCAAAUUACCCAGAUUUCAGGCCUCCGUCUUCUCCAACUCCAUCAAAGCCAAAAUGAUAUCAGCUUAGCUUGUACCAGAGUUGUUGCAGUUUCGUCUUCUUCAUUCUUUUGACGGGAUAUUUGAAAUAGGUUCCUCCGUCUUCUCUAUGUACUUGACUCCCUUACUACGUGAAGUAGGGUGGACAGGUCUUUGAUGUUUUAGUUACAUUUUAUGGAAUUGAAGGAAAUAUUUUGUUGUACAUUGGAAGGGUAUGAUAGUUUUGAAGAUGGUUUCAUGUGUGAAUCUUGUUUAUAUUUUCUCUUUAAAUACUAUGCUGAAAUUCCGUUCUAUAUCUUGAGUUCGGUCUUUGGAAAAAUGUGGCUAGACUAAAGAACUUUUUAUAGUAACCACCAUAAAGGUUUGAUGUGGGAUAUAUAAGAGGAGCAUUUUUGGAUUUGCAGUGUAAAUGUAACAGGUUUGAAUAUGUGC